Thermothielavioides terrestris NRRL 8126 is the source of this 1472-nucleotide messenger RNA. RefSeq lists its product as uncharacterized. Gene Ontology annotation, molecular function: IgE binding. The transcript has a single exon. The coding region runs from base 321 to 1205 and encodes 294 amino acids. NCBI's taxonomy places the organism in Eukaryota, Fungi, Ascomycota, Sordariomycetes, Sordariales, Chaetomiaceae. The record is from RefSeq and is a predicted model, not a curated record. Gene Ontology annotation, cellular component: extracellular region.
AGCAACAGUCGCAUUUUCGGCGCUUCCGCUCGUUCUCUUCGAGGUCUUGCAUCUCGGUUCACUCCUUUAACACCCCGCAACGAGACGACGCUCCCUCGAUCACCCCAGCGAUUGCAAGCAUCAAUUGCAGGCAUCGCUCAACUUGUCAAGCGCUUGCGAUAACCGAAGACAGACGCAUCCACCGUUGCAACCCUCUGCAGCUGCACUGGUGCACGAGUCCUUCGACGGACAUCUGACCUUUUCCCACGAAAAAAAACACGAAUUCCGGAUAGACAAAAGACCUGCAAACAGCUCAGCGCUGCUAUCCGACGACCUUCACGAUGCAGCUCACGCCGUUCAUCCUUCUUGCCGGCGUCCUCGGCGCCGCCGCGCACCCAUCGGGACACGCCCAUCUGCACCGCAGCGCGCACGCGAAGCGCGACACCCCUUCCUACGUCAAAAAUGUUCACGUCAAGCCCAUUCCCAAGCCGACCACCACCUCCCACGCGCCACAGCCCACCACGACCUCUGCCGCGGCUGCUGCCGCCACUGCCGCGUCCGGAGCCAGCCAGUCAAACUCCUACGUUGCUUUCUGCGGCAGCAGCGCCAGCAAGGCGAAGCGCGUCACCUACGAGCAGGUCAUGUACACGGGCAACACGGGCACCUCGGACGGCUGCCCCUGGAACUCCAACAUCAUGACUGUCUCCAACAGCAUUGCCGAUAAGUACAAAUACGUCCAGAAGUUCACCAACGUCGCGUCCGAGACGUACCAGGUGGUCUGCGGCAACAAGAUCGGCGCGGACGGCAAGCUCACUGGCAUGUUCAAGGUGGCGGGUCAGCAGCAGCUCAUUUUCAGCCUCGCGCCCGGCGAGACCAAGACGGUGGUGGCCGACGAGAACACGCAGGGCGUCUGCGCCUGGGCGCCCAACGAGGUCCCCGUGGUGCAAGAGAACGGCCAAUAUGCCGGCGUGUGGGGCGAGUUCAACUUUGGAGACAAGAGCAACGGCGGCUGGUCUGGCGCCGAUUGCUCUGCGCUGGUCGCUCAAGCCUACAACCUCCCUGUUCCGGGCUGCCGCAUGUCUCACGGCGGUGUCGACUCGACGAUUCUCCCUGGCGGCCAAGCGACCAACGCCUAUGUCAAGGGCAUGGAGGCGGUGGAUGGCGUUGGGCUCAACAUUGUGCCUGGUAGUGUCGUCAUUGAGGUCCAGGUUGGCUACUCUGGUUGAGGACGGGUCGGAUUUUUUCUCCUUCUACAUCACAGAUGGUGCCUUUGCCGAGUACAUCGGCGCCUGAUACGGGUCCCCUGAUUUUCUUGUUUUCUGUUGGUGUGUAUUUCGGUUGCAUCUUUUUGUCCAUCAUAUCCACACGGUUCUGUUGCACAUCAUAUUGCUGGUGAUUCGAGCGAGCAUCAUCCAUUGAUCUGCCUGCUCGCGGGUACACUGGUCGCAGUACAUAAUUAAUGAACGUCCAUGCUUCUUGUCCCUUGCUGCAAA